UACAGGACGCUCUUCUUUUAAAGACAAUGGUCCUUUCCAUCAAUGACCCAUCAAGGACGGAGAAGGACAGAAACCUAAUGGCUGCAAGGAUAUUAGACCUCGCCCUGGAGAUCAUCUCCUUGAUAACUGGAGAGGAUUACACAGUAGUGAAGAAGUCGUCUGGUGAGUAUGUGACACCCCUUGUGUCAGGAGGAUGGAGCAGGACCCAGAGCCCCAUCACCGAGCCUCCACCUCAUUCCCUGAUACAUGAGCAGAAGAUCCUAGAACUUACCACCAGGAUCACUGAGCUGCUGAGCGGAGAGGUUCCUAUAAGGUGUCAGGAUGUCGCUGUCUAUUUCUCCAUGGAGGAGUGGGAGUAUUUAGAAGAACACAAGGAUCUGUACAAGGACGUCAUGAUGGAGAAUCACCAGGCCCUCACAUCACCGGAUGGAUCCAGUCAGAGAAAUCCACCAGAGAGAUGUCCCAGUCCUCAGUAUUCCCAGGACUGUCCAGAGGAGAAACCAAAUAUCCCACUGGAUCAUCAGGAAAGUUCUGGUGGAACAAAGCAUGGACUUGAAAAUCCUAUAUCAUUGUUUGUGAAUGGUAAAGACUGGAUAAGAGACACCCAUGGACAUCUUUUAUAUAGUGAAAUAGGAAAUGACAAUUAUGCACAAGCUAAUUCAAUAACUUUCAAUGUACCUUCAUAUCUGCUCAGCGGAGAUCUAUCCACUGAUACUGCUGGUCACAAGAAACCAUCAUCACAAGGGACAAUAUUUCCAUUUGAGAAAUCAUUUCAAAAGAACUGCAAUCUUUCUUUCAAUCAAACAAUUCACAGUAAUGAAAGGCCAUUUUCAUGCUCAGAAUGUGGGAAGUGUUUUAGCAAAAAAUCAAAUCUUGUGGAACAUCUAAGAGUUCACACAGGAGAGAAGCCAUAUUCCUGUUCAGAAUGUGGGAAAUGUUUUGCCCAGAAAUCAGUUCUUGCUAAACAUCAGAGAACUCACACAGGAGAAAAGCCAUUUUCAUGCCCAGAAUGUGGGAAGCGUUUUGCUCAGAAGUCAUAUCUUAUGGAACAUCUAAGAACUCACACAGGAGAGAAGCCGUUUUCAUGUUUAGAAUGUGGGAAGUGUUUUGGCAAGAAAUCGGCUCUUGUUAAACAUCAGAGAACUCACAGAGGGGAGAAGUUAGUUUCAUGUCCUGAAUGUAGGAAAUGUUUUAGUCACAAAUCUUAUCUUGUGCAACAUCAGAGAACUCACACAGGGGAGAAGCCAUUUUCAUGUUCAGAAUGUGGGAAAUGUUUUGGCCAGAAAUCCGUUCUUGUUAAACAUCUCAGAAUUCACAGAGGGGAGAAGCCAUUUUCAUGUCCUGAAUGUGGGAAGUGCUUUAGUCAGAAAUCAAAUCUUGUGGAACAUCAAAGAAUUCACAGAGGAGAUAAACCAUUUUUAUGCUCAGAAUGUGGAAAGUGCUUUAGUCAGAAAUCAAAUCUUGUGGAACAUCAAAGAAUUCACACAGGAGAGAAGCCGUUUUCAUGUUCUGAAUGUGGGAAAUGUUUUAUUCAGAAAUCUAGUCUUAUGGAGCAUCAGAGAACUCAUACAGGAGAGAAGCCAUUCUCAUGUUCAGAAUGUGGUAAAUGUUUUGGUAAGAAAAGUAGUCUUGUUAAACAUCAGAGAACUCAUAUGGGGGAGAAGUCAUUUCAUGCGCUUAAUGUAGAAAAUGUUUUAGUCACAAAUCACAUCUUGUGGAACAUCUAA
Messenger RNA from Bufo bufo (common toad), 1727 nucleotides. Its product is annotated as zinc finger protein OZF-like. Bases 27 to 1727 code for a protein of 566 amino acids. Gene Ontology annotation, biological process: negative regulation of transcription by RNA polymerase II. Gene Ontology annotation, molecular function: DNA-binding transcription repressor activity, RNA polymerase II-specific. The record is from RefSeq and is a predicted model, not a curated record. The transcript has 6 exons. NCBI's taxonomy places the organism in Eukaryota, Metazoa, Chordata, Amphibia, Anura, Bufonidae.